AUGUCUCGGCCGUCGGCGGAGGGCUCCGCUGCCAUGGCGACGCGCGAUGCAGAGUCACUCUUCCGGACGAAGAAGAUCGCCGAGAUCCGGGCGGUGGAGGUGGCCACCAAGGGGGAGAUCGAGGAGAAGAAGGAGGAGCUCCGGCAACUCGUCGGGAAGAGCUACCGGGAUCUCAUCGACUCCGCCGAUACAAUCGUCCUCAUGAAGACCUCCUGCGAAUCGAUCUCUAAUAAUCUGGAUGGAAUAGACGCCGCAAUUCGCUCCCUGUCUGCUCUGGCGGAGUCUGGAUCCUCUCCGCACCUCGCCGGCGCCAACCCUGCUCGUGUGAGGGUUUACGGGAUUGCAAGCCGGGUGAAGUACUUGGUGGAUACUUCUGAGAACAUUUGGGGCUGCCUGGACGAGUCAAUGUUCUUGGAGGCCUCCGGAAGAUACCUGCGAGCGAGGGUGGUACACGGACUGAUUAAGGGCGGUGAGAACGCUGACCGUGACGUUCUUUCCAAGUUCCCUAUGCUCCGGCAGCUUUGGGCGAACGUGGAGAGCUUGAAGGGUCAGAUCUCGCAGAGGAGCCGGGAGAGGCUGAUUGAUCAGGGACUUCUAAUCGGGGCGUAUGCUAACGCGCUUGCCGCCGUUGCGGUAAUUGACAAUCUAGAUCCGAAGACGGCUCUCAGCAUCUUCUUGGACUCAAGGAGGUCCUGGAUCUGGCAAAAAAUAGGGGGAUUUACUGCUGUUGCUUCUCCAGACCCUGAUCGCGUCUUUUCGACUCUGUGCGACGCGGUAAGGAUAAUUAGGUCUACUCUGGGUCAGGUUGGGGAACUCUUUCUACAAGUGUUCAGUGACUUGCCGUUGUUUUACAAGACUGUGCUGGGAACACCUCCUGGCUCACAAUUGUUCGGUGGGAUCCCAUACCCUGAGGAGGAGGUCAAACUAUGGAAGAUGCACAGGGAGAAGCUGGAAUCUAUCAUGGACGUACUAGAUCCGGUGUAUGUGGCCCAGUCUUGUUCGUUGUGGUUGAAGAAUUGUUGUGCCGACAUUUUUGGCUCAGUUCCAAACAAAAAACGUCUUAUCGACGGUGUUGGGACUGGAGAAGGACUGGCAUCAGCUGAGAAACUCAUCCGGCAGACACUAGAUUGUCGGGAAGAUUUGGAAGGGACCCUAGAUCUGUGGCUAAAGAAUGUUUUUGGUACCGAAAAUGAGUCACCUUGGAAUCAGAUCUGUGGGCUAGUCUUGAAGGACCAGAAAGAUAUCUUGGAAGAUACGUUAGAAGAUGCAUUUGUUCAGAAAAUGAAAGAAAUUGUGAAUGCAGGAUUUGGGGAGUUAAGCAUAACUAUUGAUGUAAAGAAAUCUGUUCAGUCGAUUGUAGUUGACCCUGAAGAAGUUAAUGAUUUCCGGGCGUACUUGAAGAGGCCAUUGACAAUGGGUGGAAUUUGGUUUUCUGAGGCAAAUCCUAGAAAAUCAGGACUUGGGUUUGUACCCAAACAAACAGUUGAUGAGAACGACUUCCGCAACUGUCUCAGUGCUUAUUUUGGGCCUGAAGUUAGCUCGAUUAGGGAUACUUUGGAUGCUAAAUGUGGUUUUAUUUUGGAGGACCUUCUUUGCUUUAUAGAUUCUCAUAAUUCUGCACCUAGAUUAAAGGAGCUAGCUCCAUUCCUUCAGCAAAAGUGUUUCACAACAAUAUCAACUUUGCUGAAGAAUCUAGAAGAUGAGCUUGGGCAGUUGUCUUCUUUGUUGGGAGACAAAAAUGGGGUGCGGAAUUCUCAGCCACCCUCUAUAAUAGUUGAAAGGGCUCUCUUUGUUGGGCGACUCCUAUUUGCAAUUCGUAACCACUCGAGUCACAUACCAAUUAUACUUGGUUCCCCACGAAAGUGGGUGAAAGAAACAAGCAGUUCAGGGUUUGGUAACCUGCAGUUAUCCUUUUCAAGGCAUUCUACAACUGGGCUCAGUUCUACAGUGCCUCCGAGCCCUAGAAGCAGAAGGAAUGAAAAUACCCUUAGCCCUCGAAGGCAAACAAUUUCUGUUGCUGCAGCUUUAUUUCCACUGGACGAUAGUAUGAAGCCAAAGCUUGAUGCUUUAAUGAAGUCCUUGCGAGAUCUCUGCAUCAAGGCUCAUAGCUUGUGGAUAUCAUGGGUGUCUGAUGGAUUGGCCACUAUUCUUUCUGAAGACGUUAAAAAAGAUGAUGCACUAUCUUUGACGACUUCACUGCUUGUAAGUAAAUCCUGCUCAUGUUAUUGGCAUUUCUUUACUUUCUUUAUUUAUUUUUUCUCAAAUAUUUUAUAGUAAUAACCUUUUAUGACAGCAAAUGUCGUAUAAAUUUAAAUAAACAUUUCAAAAAUUCCUGACGUUUUCGCGCUGUUAAUUAUUAUGGAAUUCUUAGGUUUAUGUUGCAUCCAAGGUAUAUCUUCUCAAAGAUUCCUUAGAUAUGGAAACCCCAAACCAAACUAGACACAAGAGAGCGGUUAAAUGGUGUUCAGUUAGAACUUUUGUCUGCGAGGGUGAUGAAGAAGAUGAACCAAAGUUUGCGUUCAUCGAAACUUUUCUAUUGGAGCGAAAUGCUAGGCUUAAUCGGUAAUUAGAGGAAGAAACACAUAACAUGCUAGUCUUGGAAAAUAGAUUAAAAUGAAAUUCCAAACUGUGUAGAAGAGAGGCCAUUGCUAUCGUUGAAUAUGCAGUAGGAUCAGUAAACAGAGAAAUUUUAAUUGUCAUGUAGGCCAUGAUACAUACACAUCAUGAUUUAACGUGAUCCAUAGUUAAAUUGGUUGGAUGAAAUAGGAGGACACGUGAUCAAUACUCUGAAAUGAAUAUAUGCCACCAGUGACAGACAGAAGUUUUCCAAUUGUCUAUAAAAUUAUUCAUCUUGUCAUGCUUUGAUAGCUGAUAUGUGAGGAAAUAAAUAUGGUAUAUGAGAAGAAGUUGAAUUGGUAGCCGUCUUUAGUGUGGUAUAUAUAAGGAUCCAUAGAAGUUGAUCAUAAAUGAACAAAUUCAUUUCAAUCUUUGUCAACUACCUAUAUUUCAACUAUUGCAAAUCGUGAGGGAGAUCAAACAAAGCAUGAAUGUUACUGGUUGUAUUAUAUUAGAAUAUCUCUUCAUUGUGGAAUGGACGUAUACUUCUGAUACUUUCUCGAGAACUUCUAGUUAAAUAACUUGAUACCGGUUUAUGUUCCAAACCCCUGGCACAUGGCCACUGGUGAAGGUAUAUCAGUCUCUUUGCCAAUCUUCAACGUCAGUCUAGGCUUGCUACUUGUAACUUGAAUGAGUCCAUUUUCGAAGGCUUAACUACUUGGAAUUUGGCGUCCAUUUCUUAAAGCAAACUGAGAAAAUAGGUGUAUUGCAAUACUGUAUGGGUUGACUAUUUACGAUUCCUGGUAAAACAUGGGAUAAAUAUUUUUCACUGUAAUUGUAUAAUUACUGAGAAGUUUAUGCUGACUACAUUAGGAGAUACCUUCAACUCGGGGCAGUCCAUAUUUGUCAGGGCCUCAAGUUUGGUCUUUUCUUUAGUUUCAUGUGGUAAAUUUUGCCGUUCUCUUAAGAUUAUAAAUAUCUCCUAGGUGCUGUCUGUGUUUCUCCUUGUAAGUUUGACUUUUUUGCCAUGGUGCAUUUGUAUUUUGUAACAUUUUACCCUAAAAUGUAUUUUGUAGUUUCAUAUAUUUUUCCUUUCCUUUUCUUUCUUAGUGCUGGAGAAAGAGGAGAGGAAAGUGAACUGAAAUCAUGUUUGACAUUGUCCUCUUUUCUCUGGGAGCCUUACGAAAAGAGAGGGUGGCCAGAAAUGUGAUCUGGCGACCCGAGACUUCUCUAUUGUGAUCAAUGGUCGUAUUUGUUUAAGGACAUUUAUGCAUAGGGAUGGUCAUCCUGUCCAGUUGUGUGUGUGUGUGUGUCUGUGUAAGGGGACAGACAGGUGGGGGUGUGGUGAUCCUGUUGUCCUUAAAAACUCUGCCAACGUCUUCAUUCGCUUUUGCCGUUUCUUUUUCCCUGUUAGUGAGAACCACGUGCUUUUUGCCAAAAUUAUUCUCUUUCUUACUGAAAGACCCACAGCACAUACCCUUGAAUCCCAAUUUCUUCUUCUGUCUUCUUUUCAGAUAAGGUUCAAAAUGAAUCUGGGACAUUAGGUCUAACUACCAAAUGCUAUACACAUUACUUCACAUCUCUUUUUGUUUUCUUCAAAGAUAUGGAAAUUUCCAACUGACUGUAGAGGAAAAUUCAAGGGCCGUUCCAAUUAAACAUAUGUACUGACAGUUCUCGGUGGUUCUUCAGUUCGUUCAUGGACUUCAGUCAGUAAUGACGGUGCUACAUGAUGACCCAACCAUAUCUACUCGCAAUUGAUGGGUUAUCAUGUCCCUUGAAAUCUGAGUCCUCAGAAGCACGUGCAAUCAACCUCCUGUAAUUCUUCACUUAUGAUAUGCGAGAAUCUUGUUUUGUAGACCCACCUUUAAACAAGAAAGUCAUUAGUCCAACUAUAAUAGCACGUGUAGAUCCAAAUCCGGAUGUGUUCAGGAGUGGUCAAGCUCGACAAAUCUGGUUGAUUUGGAUUUUUCUUUGCAUUCAAAUGGCAGAAAUCACCUAAUGUUGGCCAGCUAAUGUCUUUCAGUUCUUUUCAAUACGGCCAAUCAUUGGACUUCCUAUCCAAAUCGGGUUUUUGGAUAGGAAAUACCCUGCUAAACCUAUAAUCUUCAUUUAUGUUUGUAAGGCUCCACUUCCUAUCUCAUCCAGAAAUGCGAAUUAGAACUAUGAAUUGCCCCUAGAUGCUGGGUUAACUUGUGAAUGAAUAUAUCAAUGGAAGGAGAGAUUUCUGUCAAUCAGUUGACUUCUGCGAUUGCAUAGUAGGUUUGUAUGGUUGAAAUAAGCAGUUCUUGGAAUUUGACGGUCUGUAUAAAAUGUAAGAUGUUUUUGUUUAGCGUUGGCUACCUUUCAGCUAUAUAUCACACCAUCAUGGUCAAGAUCAAGCAACAGUGGUCAAACUUUGUAUGAAAUAUUCGUACCCUGAUUAUGCUCGAGAUUGUGUACCUUCUGUGUCGGCUGAAGUUGUGUAUUUGAAUAGUUUCCUAUCAGUUCAGACAAAAUGUGUACUUGUUUCUAUUUGGUUUUGAAUUAUACAACUCAAUGAUCUUAACAAAGCAUCAGAAUUGAUGAUUGCUUUUGGACCGCUUACAUUGUAUUUAUGUCAUCUACAUAUGACAGAGUCCAAAGGUUGAUUUGGUAUGAGAGGGAGACAUGUUAGAAUAGUCUCAGGUUACUUAAUCUAAAAAAAAAACAAGUCGUCAUCAAUCUCGAACUAUUACUUUCAUUGGUACUUACUUUUAAUUUUGUUUGGCCACUAACUUUAACAGUGUUAACAUGAUAUUGUUUAAAUGUGCUACACAGUAUCAUACCAUUUUGAGGUGAUCAUAGCACCCAUUGGAAGAAACCAGUCAAAUCAGUUCUAUUCUAAUUCUCUUGGAUAUUUUAUAAUAUCCCGUAAUGUUAACUGGAGAAACUUCCAAUGAGAGUGAAAUACUUUCAGAAAUCUCUAGUUUUCAGUUUUCUUAUAGGGUCGACUCAAGUGACGAGAAAUUCUUAGGAACAGGUGUUUCUGCAAUUUCAUCAUGUGGAUGGUGUGGCUUUGGAUCCAUCAUAUGUGUGUGUAUAUCUGUAUAUAUAUAAAUAUCAUAUAUGAUAGAUUUUGCAUUCACUAGCAUUAGUUUCACUUUUCUAUGCCCAAUUAGUCUGAUAUGUGAUAUCCUCGAAUCAUUUGUCUUUGCUUUGUUUUACUGUUGCAUCAUUUUCUGCGAUAUUUGAUGCAAACUUUUUGUUUAAUUUUUCCGCUAAAAGCUGAAUAGAAAAUAAGAAAGAUGUAGAAGAAAAGCUCUUCAUCAUCUUCUCAUCCUCACCGAUUCAUCUUCUCUACAAUAUUCAUGCCAUGUGUUACACCCAUCGUCAUAAGCCAAUUGAUUUGAACUUAUAUGCUGUUCCCUUGGACAACUUUUUUAAAAUAUUGGCCACAUGGUGCUCGUGAUGCAGGGUUGGGAGGUAACCAUGGUCAAACAAGAAGAGUCUGGCGAAGGCCCUCUGGAAAUGAAGAUCACUCUUCCUUCCAUGCCUUCCGUUUAUAUCACCUCUUUUCUUUUUCAAGCAUGCCGAGAGAUCCACAGAGUUGGAGGCCAUGUCCUCGACAAAUCUACAUUACAAAUGUUUGCUGGCAAACUACUUGAGAAGGUACAUGAUUUAGCUUGCCAUCAGAUGUAUACCUAAUUUUCAUUAUCAUUCCAUCUUCCGUCCCCAUGAUAUGUGUUAGCAGCGAAAGAAGCUUUUGUCUUUGAGCCUGUGUGAAUCCAGUGCAUCAUGCAAAAAGUCAGAGGCAUCUGAUUAGAGCAUAAAUCCAAUAACAAGAGCAAUUUAUUGAAACUAUUUCAAAUAAUGUGUUCCCUGAAUGCGGCUCCUAUAUUUUCUUGCCUAGUUUUUCAAAGUAAAUCAGAGUCUCUAAAAGAAAAUACUUUUGAACAUCCUGUGUACUCUAUUUAAUGGAUAAUCAUGUCUCUAAACAGCCACCAUUUGGAAUGUGUCCCUGCGGAUCUUUGUAUGAGCUAUUUUGCUAUGCUCCCAGGGGGUGGGUUCUUCUUCUGUGCGAUUCUUGGCUUCUUUUUAGAAUAAAAUGUGGAUUUAUAUAACGAAUCUUUUGAACAUCCGUCCAAUGUAUGCGAUCUGGCGAAUAAUCAUGUCUCUAGAUGGCUAAUAAUCUUCUGAACAUUUGCAUGCCUAUCCUUGAACGUCGCAUUAGUGGAUCUUGGUAAAUAUUUCCUGUAAGGAGGCAUAUUUAUACAUUAAACUUAUUAAUAAUACGAAACAAUCCGAUUUAGCCUAUCCUUGGUGGCACUCCCACGAAAUCUGGCUCUCGUCUCACACCUGGCCUAGCAAUUCAAUCCCUAGUUGCACAGCUUUAAAAAACUCCACUUCAGGUGAAGUGAAGUUUAUUUUUCUUACCCUCCAGCCGUUUUGUGGGACGGAUAGGCCUCAUAUUACUUCAUUUCAGGUGAAGUGAUAGCAUUUUGUCUGCCCAUAUUCAUCGGAUAAUAUUUAUUUGAAAUGUUUUGUCAACCCCCGUUGACUUUUUUUUUGGGUUUUUGUAGUUAUUGAUCACCUAUGAGGAUUUUCUCUCUGCCGGGACAGAUCGGCAUCCUGCGGUUUCAGAAAAAGGAGCUCUGCAAGUCUUGCUGGACCUACGAUUUGCAGCCGAUAUUCUGUCUGGGGGCAGAGAUUAUGGGCAGGAUGAUCAAUCAAAAUCUGAGACGGCAAAGCCUUCUUUCAGGCGAAAUCAGUCUCAGUUUCUGCCCAAUCCUGCCGCCUCUGAACGCGUGAUGAGAUUCAUCAGCUUGCUUUCACAAAGGCUGGAUCCCAUAGACUGGGCUACGUAAGGGACAGUGCUCUAUUAGCAUCAAAGUCAACUGCUUACCACAUUAUAAAUGCUGUUAUUCCCUAUUUCUAACAUCUUUUUAUUUUAUUUUAUUUCUAACUGAUUGCAGGUAUGAACCGUAUCUCUGGGAGAAUGAGAAGCAGUCAUACAAACGAUAUGCUGUCCUCUUCGGGUUCUUCGUUCAGUUGAAUCGCAUGCACACGGAGGUUGUUCAGAAACUGCCCACGAAGUCAAACACAGAGUCGAAUAUUCUUCGGGGCUUCACGGUUCCACGGUUUAAAUAUCUACCAAUCAGGUUUCAUCCUUAUUGCCUGCCUUUUGCGUCAACUCUUCUCAAGCUCUCAUCAUCGGUCCAAUGGAUUCAUAUAAUAUAAUGUUAGAUGUUGGGGUUUUUUUUUAUGGGUUUUCUCCCCGUUAUCUCUGCACCCAUCUCUCUCUCUCUCUCUCUCUCUCUCUCUCUCUCUCUGUUUUUCUCCGUUUUGGUUGACUUUUUUCCUCAAAUUAUUUCCUUUUUGGUAGUUGGUUCUUACAAUCGCUGUUUGGCAAUAUAUUUGUUGAUUUUUUUUCUAACUAAAAAGGGUAGAUCAUUAAGAUACUUAUGGUAGAUCACCCCCCUCCCUACGUACAAUGAAAACCCUCACUAACACUUGAAACUGAUUAAAAAAAAAGGAUAUAACGAUAUGGAUUCUUCUCGUAUUUUUCUCGUCUCAGUGGGCCAAUUCAAUCGUCAAAAGGUUCGACAAGAUCACAACUGGCGGGGUUUCCAGAUGGCACCUGGAAGCCAUACGUCAACGGUGAACGGUCGUCCAAGUCAGAGUUCGACGAUGCUCUCGGCUUCGGCGCUGCAACACCUCUCUUCAAGUCCUUCAUGACGCAGGUAGCAGAUGAUCCUCUCUGCCCCCUCAGAUUUUUGCCUUAAUUUCUGAUUUAUUGGCGUCAUUAAAAUAAGGAAAAAUGGUAUUUAUAUUACUUUUUAUAAAAACAAGGGAAUUGCCGGUUUAAGAAUUUCUCAUCGUGAUGUCAUGAAAUCAGAAAAAAAAUAAAUCAAGAAUAUUCGGAAAAGUGCUCCAUGCUUCCAAAUUCAGAAGAAAAAUCCUAAAUCAGUUCUUCGGGGAUCAAGAAAUUCUUUCUUUCUGGUGCUAACAUGAUCUCUUCUGUGAAUUGUUAUGGUGCGCGAGCCAGGUGGGGAGCAGAUUCGGGGAGAGCACCUCGCGCUUGGGCUCCAUGCUCACAGACGCCCAAGUCGGCAAGCUCAAGGACCGGUCGGCCGCCGCCAUGUCGACCUUCGGCGACAUGCUGCCCGUCCCGGGGGUCGGCCUCCUCUCGUCAUUCACCGCCGCCGGCGCCGCCAGGUCGGAAGCUUGA
Spirodela intermedia is the source of this 8743-nucleotide messenger RNA. NCBI's taxonomy places the organism in Eukaryota, Viridiplantae, Streptophyta, Magnoliopsida, Alismatales, Araceae. The record is from the annotation of a GenBank genome assembly.